AUGCCCGGUGGUGCAGGUCCUGCUGGCGGCGUCGACGCCCUGCGCGUCGAGGCCCCGGUUACCCUCAAGACUUACUUGAUGUGUGCCUUUGCUGCCUUUGGUGGUAUCUUCUUCGGAUACGAUUCUGGAUACAUUGGCAGUGUUCUCGGUAUGGAUUACUUUAUCUCGACAUUCGAGCACCUGGACAAAGCAUCUACCCCUGCCGCCCAAUUCGUUAUUCCCUCGUGGAAGAAGUCUCUCAUCGUCUCCAUUCUCUCGGCCGGUACAUUCUUUGGCGCACUGAUUGCUGGUGAUAUCGCAGACUGGUAUGGACGUCGCACAACCAUUAUCUCUGGUUGCGGUGUUUUUAUUGUCGGUGUGGUUCUCCAAACCGCCUCUAGUAGCUUAGGUCUGCUGGUGGCUGGUCGUCUGAUUGCUGGAUUUGGUGUCGGCUUCGUUUCGGCCAUCAUUAUUCUGUACAUGUCUGAGAUUGCUCCCCGUAAAGUGCGUGGGACUAUCGUCUCGGGCUACCAGUUCUGCGUCACUAUCGGCCUAAUGCUGGCGUCCGUUAUCGACUAUGGCACCUCGAAGCGCACCGACUCUGGCUCAUACCGCAUUCCUAUUGCCCUCCAACUCCUUUGGGCUAUCAUCCUCGCCACUGGUCUCUUCUUCCUGCCUGAGUCCCCUCGUUACUUCAUUCGCAAGGGCAAUAAGGAGAAGGCGCGCGAGGUUCUGGCUCGCGUUCGCGGUCAGCCUAUUGAUUCUGAAUACAUCAGCCUCGAGUUAACGGAGAUCGACGCUAAUUUCCAGUACGAGCAGCAGGUUAUUCCCGACGGCGGCUACUUUGCUAGCUGGUUGAACUGCUUUACUGGAAGCCUUUUCAAAGCUAACAGCAACAUUCGCCUCACCAUCCUAGGUACUUCUCUGCAGAUGAUGCAACAGUGGACUGGUGUCAACUUCGUGUUCUACUUCGGAACCACCUUCUUCACCCAAUUAGGAACGAUUUCGAAUCCCUUCUUGAUCAGCAUGAUCACAACUAUUGUUAAUGUGCUGUCAACUCCUAUUUCUUUUUAUAUUAUCGAGAAGUAUGGUCGUCGCACUAUCCUCCUAUGGGGUGCUCUGGGUAUGGUCAUUUGUCAGUUCAUUGUCGCUAUCGUUGGUACAGUCGAUGGACAGAACCACUCGGCUGUUAGCGCCAUGAUUGCAUUCAUCUGUAUCUACGUCUUUUUCUUCGCUAUUACCUGGGGUCCCGGUGCCUGGGUCGUGAUCGGCGAGAUCUUCCCUCUCCCCAUCCGUUCCCGUGGUGUUGCCCUGUCUACCGCCUCCAAUUGGCUCUGGAACUGCAUCAUUGCCGUCAUCACUCCUUACUUGGUUGACGCUGACAAGGCCAACUUGGGCCCCAAGGUCUUCUUCCUCUGGGGUUCCCUAUGCUUCUGCGCCUUUGUCUACACCUACUUCCUCAUUCCCGAGACCAAGGGCCUGUCCCUGGAGCAGGUCGAUAAGAUGAUGGAGGAGACCAACCCUCGUACCUCCGCUCGCUGGCAGCCGCACUCCACCUUCGCCGACGAGAUGGGUCUCACCGACGAGAAGGCUGGCGUUGCUCCCACUGUCACCCAAGUGGAAGCCUAG
Molecule: messenger RNA, 1608 nt
Organism: Penicillium odoratum
Lineage: Eukaryota; Fungi; Ascomycota; Eurotiomycetes; Eurotiales; Aspergillaceae
Product: sugar porter family MFS transporter
Exons: 4
Coding region: 1-1608 (535 amino acids)
Biological process (GO): transmembrane transport; carbohydrate transport
Cellular component (GO): membrane
Molecular function (GO): carbohydrate:proton symporter activity
Source: RefSeq, a predicted model, not a curated record